Passer domesticus (house sparrow) is the source of this 8807-nucleotide messenger RNA. It is a transcript of the gene SLIT3, whose product is annotated as slit guidance ligand 3. Lineage: Eukaryota; Metazoa; Chordata; Aves; Passeriformes; Passeridae. Gene Ontology annotation, biological process: negative chemotaxis; axon guidance. The coding region runs from base 16 to 5592 and encodes 1858 amino acids. Gene Ontology annotation, molecular function: Roundabout binding; calcium ion binding; heparin binding. The record is from RefSeq and is a predicted model, not a curated record. The transcript is spliced from 37 exons.
CCGUGUCCCGGAGGUAUGCGGGGAGCACAGCCCGGUGUCCCCGUGUCCCGGAGGUGUGCGGGGAGCGCAGCCCGGGUGUCCCCGUGUCCCGGAGGUGUGCGGGGAGCACAGCCCGGUGUCCCCGUGUCCCGGGCACUGUGCGGGGAGCACAGCCCGGUGUCCCCGUGUCCCGGAGGUGUGCGGGGAGCACAGCCCGGUGUCCCCGUGUCCCCGGCCGAGCAGCCGCCGCCAGGGGGUACUCGGGGAGAGCGAACGCGGGCAACAAAAGGCGGCGCAGCCUCCCCGGCCGCAGGGGCAGCGCGGAGCCGCUGCGCGCCCGUUCCCGUGCUCCAGCCCGCACAUUCCUUCCCGAAACCCGAACCGGGGCCGGGGGGGCUCGCCCCCGCUCCGGGAGCCGCGACCCUCCGCCGCAGCGCCGGGCGGGAAAGGGAAGAAGAACAUGCCAGGCGCCGCCGCGUCCCCUCCGCACUGUCCCCGGGCCGCCCUCUCCUGCUGCCCCGCUCCCUGCCCCGGUCCCCAUCCCGGUCCCCGCGGGUCUCGAACUCGCGGCGCUGCGGGCCGGCCCGGGCGGGCGGUGACGUCAGGCGCGGCGGCCAAUGGCGCGGCGGGGGGGGCGCGCCCCGCUCCAUCCCCGCUCGGCAGCGCUGCUCCGGCACGGCUCGGCUCGGCACGGCUACAGCACAGCCCGCACCGCCACAGCCCGGCCCGGCACGGCUCCCGCACAGCCCCGCACGGCCCGCGGCGGGGCGGGCCCGCGGCCGAGGGGUCGCUGCGCAGCCCCGGCCGUCCCCUCCGCGGGUUACCUGCCCGGCCCAGGUGGGGCGGUGCAGAGCGGAGGAGGCUGUUUUGGAGGUUGCCGCCGCUCCCGAUGGAUGUUUUGUGUGUGUUUGCCUCCGCUCCCGGGUUCUCUUUCAUCUGAGGACGCAUCUGGCUCGAGCUCUGUUAAACUAUCUGCCUUCUGGCAUUUCAUCUUUAAGGGCCGGCUGCUCGCGCUCACUUUUAUACCCACUGGAGCCACCGAGAACCAUGUUGUGUAGUGGGAGAAGCGCGUUUCUGUGCCUUGGAACGAUCCUGAGCUUUUGGAGCUCCGUGAGUUGGAUGCCUGUUGGAGGAUGCCCGCAUAAGUGUACGUGUAUCGCUUCCAACGUGGAUUGUCAUGGACUGGGACUCAAAACUGUGCCGAGGGAUAUUCCCAGGAAUGCGGAGAGACUGGAUCUAGAAAAAAAUAACAUCACCAGAAUCACAAAGACGGACUUCACGGGGCUGAAGAACCUUCGUGUCUUACACUUGGAAGAAAAUCAGAUCAGUGUGAUAGAACGUGGAGCUUUUCAGGAUCUGAAACAACUUGAAAGGCUGCGUCUGAACAAGAAUAAAUUGCAAGUUCUUCCUGAGCUGCUUUUCCAGAACACACAGAAGUUAACCAGGCUAGACCUGAGCGAAAACCAGAUAAAAGGAAUCCCUAGAAAGGCCUUCCGAGGAAUCAUUGAUGUGAAGAACUUGCAACUGGACAACAACCAGAUCAGCUGCAUCGAAGAUGGAGCCUUCCGAGCCCUGCGCGACCUGGAGAUCCUUACCCUCAACAACAACAACAUCACCCGCAUUCCUGUUACCAGCUUCAACCACAUGCCAAAGAUCAGGACUCUGCGGCUGCACUCCAACUUCCUGCACUGUGACUGCCACCUGGCCUGGCUGUCGGACUGGCUGCGCCAGCGCCGCACCAUCGGCCAGUUCACCUUCUGCCUGGCGCCCGUCGGCCUGCGCGGCUUCCUCGUGGCCGAGGUGCAGAAGAAGGACUUCGUCUGCUCUGGCUCCCAGUCCGAGCCCCCGUCGUGCAGCGCCAGUUCCAUCACCUGCCCCUCUGCCUGCACCUGCAGCAACAACGUCGUGGAUUGCCGGGGAAGGAGCUUAACUGAGAUCCCUGCCAACCUCCCCGAGGACAUCUGGGAAAUACGUUUGGAACAAAACCUCAUCAAAAUCAUUCCCCCUGGAGCUUUCACCCAGUACAAGAAGCUGAAGAGAAUAGACAUCAGCAAGAAUCAAAUAACUGACAUUGCACCUGAUGCAUUCAAAGGCUUGAAAUCUCUCAUUUCAUUAGUGCUCUAUGGAAACAAGAUCACGGAGAUUCCCCAGGGCCUUUUUGAUGAUCUUGUGUCUCUGCAGCUGCUGCUUCUCAAUGCCAACAAGAUCAACUGCCUGAGGGUAAACACGUUCCAAGGUCUGCAUAAUCUCAAACUGUUAUCUCUUUAUGACAACAAACUGCAGACCGUCAGCAAGGGGCUCUUUGCACCUCUGCGAUCGAUCCAGACUCUACAUUUAGCUCAGAACCCAUUUGUGUGCGACUGCCAUCUGAAGUGGCUGGCUGAUUACCUGCAGGAUAAUCCGAUCGAGACGAGCGGCGCGCGCUGCAGCAAUCCCCGUCGCCUUGCCAACAAACGCAUCAGCCAGAUCAAGAGCAAGAAGUUCCGCUGCUCAGGCUCAGAGGAUUACAGAAGUAAAUUCACUGGGAAGUGCUUCAUGGACCUUGUGUGUCCCGAGAAGUGUCGCUGUGAGGGGACAGUGGUGGACUGCUCCAACCAGAAACUCACCCGGCUGCCCACUCACCUCCCUGAAUACACCACUGACCUGCGUCUGAAUGACAAUGACAUUUCUGUUUUGGAAGCUGUUGGGCUCUUCAAGAAAUUGCCCAACCUCAGGAAAAUAAAUCUGAGCAACAACAAGAUCAAGGAGAUCCGGGAGGGCACGUUCGACGGCGCCGCGGGCGUGCAGGAGCUGAUCCUGACGGAGAACCAGCUGGAAUCCGUGCAUGGACGGAUGUUCAGGGGCCUCACGGGGCUGAAGACCCUGAUGCUGAGGAGCAACUCCAUCAGCUGCAUAAACAACGACACCUUUGCUGGCCUGAGCUCAGUGAGGCUCCUGUCUCUGUAUGACAAUCACAUCAGCACCAUCACCCCUGGAGCCUUCAGCACUCUGGUCUCUUUGUCCACAAUUAAUUUGCUGGCUAACUCCUUUAACUGUAACUGCCAUUUGGCCUGGCUGGGGAAGUGGCUGAGGAAGAAGAGAAUUGUCAGUGGAAAUCCACGCUGCUUGAAACCCUUUUUCUUAAAGGAUAUUCCAAUCCAAGAUGUAGAUGUCCAGGACUUCACCUGUGAUGGUAAUGAAGAGAGCAGCUGCUUGCUUUCCCCUCCUUGUCCUUCCCAGUGUACCUGUGUGGACUCCGUGGUUCGCUGCAGCAACAAAGGGCUGCGGAUGCUGCCCAAGGGAAUUCCCAAGGACGUGACUGAGCUAUACUUGGAAGGAAACCAUCUGCCUGCUGUGCCGAAGGGGCUCUCUGCCUUCAGACACCUGACCCUGAUUGAUUUGAGCAACAACAGCAUCAGUGUCUUGGCCAAUUACACCUUCAGCAACAUGACUCAGUUAUCGACGCUCAUCCUGAGUUACAACCGGCUCCGGUGCAUCCCCGUGCACGCCUUCAACGGGCUCCGCUCCCUGCGAGUGCUGACACUCCAUGGAAAUGAUAUUUCCAGUGUUCCUGAGGGAUCUUUCAAUGACCUGGUGUCCCUGUCCCAUCUGGCCCUGGGGACCAACCCCCUGCACUGUGACUGCCACCUGCGCUGGCUCUCCGAGUGGGUCAAGGCGGGCUACAAGGAGCCCGGGAUCGCGCGCUGCCGCGGCCCCGAAGCCAUGGCGGACAGGCUGCUGCUCACCACGCCCACACACCACUUCCAGUGCAAAGAGCCAGUGGAUCUCAGUGUGGUGUCCAAGUGCAACCCCUGCCUCUCCAGCCCCUGCAAGAACAACGGGACGUGCAGCAGUGACCCCGUGGAGCUCUACCAGUGCACCUGCCCUUUUGGUUUCAAGGGUCGAGACUGCAGUGUGCCCAUUAAUUCCUGCAUUCAGAAUCCAUGUCAGAAUGGAGGGACCUGCCACCUCACAGAGGCAAAUAAAGAUGGAUUCAGCUGCUCUUGUCUUCUUGGGUAUGAGGGGGAGAGGUGUGAAAUAAACCCAGAUGACUGUGAAGAUAAUGACUGUGAGAACAACUCUACCUGUGUGGAUGGGAUCAACAACUAUGUGUGUCUCUGCCCUCCUAAUUACACAGGUGAACUGUGUGAUGAGGUGAUUAACCACUGUGUUCCUGAUCUAAAUCCCUGCCAGCAUGAGUCCAAAUGUGUUCCCCUGGACAAAGGAACCAGAUGCGAGUGCUUGCCGGGCUACAGCGGCAAACACUGCGAGGUGGAUGACGAUGACUGCGUGGGCCACAAGUGCCGGCACGGAGCCGCCUGCGUGGACGCGGUCAAUGGCUACACCUGCGUGUGCCCGCAGGGCUUCAGCGGGCUGUUCUGCGAGACGCCGCCGCCCAUGGUGCUGCUGCAGACCAGCCCGUGUGACAACUACGAGUGCCAGCACGGCGCGCAGUGCAUCGUGGCGCAGCACGAGCCCGUGUGCCGCUGCCUGGCCGGCUUCGCGGGACAGCGCUGCGAGAAGCUCAUCACCGUCAACUUCGUGGGCAAGGACUCCUACGUGGAGCUGCCCUCCGCCAAGAUCCGCCCGCAGGCCAACAUCUCCCUGCAGGUAGCCACGGACAAGGACAAUGGCAUCUUACUGUACAAAGGAGACAAUGAUCCUUUGGCUCUGGAGUUGUACCAAGGACACGUGAGGCUCAUCUAUGACACCCUGAACUCCCCACCCACCACAGUGUACAGUGUGGAAACAGUAAAUGAUGGGCAGUUUCACAGUGUGGAACUCGUGAUGCUGAAUCAAACUCUGAACCUGGUGGUGGACAAGGGGGCUCCCAAGAGUCUGGGAAAGCUCCAGAAACAGUCUUCUGUCAGCCUCAACACACCCCUCUACAUUGGAGGGAUCCCAACCUCUACUGGACUAUCAUCCCUGCGCCAGGGUGCAGAUAAGACACCAAAUGGUUUUCAUGGCUGCAUUCACGACGUCAGAAUCAACAACGAGCUGCAGGAUUUCAAGGAUUUACCCCAGCAGUCACUGGGAGUCCUUCCUGGCUGCAAAUCCUGUAACAUCUGCAAGCACGGGAUUUGCCGGUCCCUGGAGAAAACGAGCGUGAUUUGUGAAUGUCACCCAGGCUGGAUGGGCCCUCUGUGUGACCAGGAAAUUGGAGAUCCAUGUCUCAACCACAAGUGUCUGCACGGGAAGUGCACAGCUGCCGGUGCUGCUUACACCUGUAAGUGCAUGGAGGGCUACACAGGCAUGUUCUGUGACAAGAAGAACAAUUCCUCAAACCCCUGCAGGACUUUGAAAUGCAGCCACGGGCAGUGCAAGGUCUCGGAGCAUGGGGAGCCCUACUGUGAAUGUGACCCCGGCUACAGCGGAGAGCUCUGUGACAGAGCAGAGAACCUCUGCCAAGGAGACAUCAUUCGAGAAGUGGUGCGUAAGCAGCAGGGCUACACCUCGUGUGCCACGGCCUCCAAGGUGCCGCGCCUGGAGUGCCGCGGCGGCUGCGGCGGCGGGCAGUGCUGCGUGCCCCUCCGCAGCAAGAGGAGGAAAUACUUCUUCCAGUGCGUGGACGGCUCCACCUUCACGGAAGAACUGGAGAGACACGUGGAGUGCGGCUGCUCAAAGUGCUUGUAAGCCAUCCUUCGGUCUCUCGCCACUUUAAUCGACUCAGAAGCGUUAUCGAAACGGGACCUAUUUACUUGCAGAGUGAAGAAGAAGAAAAGAAUUAUUAAGUAUAUUGUAAAAUAAGCAAAAAAUAGAACUUAUUUUUAUUAUGGAAAGUGACUAUUUUCAUCUUUUAUUAUAUAAAGUAUCGCACCACUUUGGGUAUAUGUAUCAUAUAGUGAGCUAUUUUUACCAUGAAACUUUUUUAACAGUUGUAAGAAAAAAAAUUUCAAAAGCUAAAAGGUUAAAAAAAAAUUAUAUAUAUAAAGAAAACAUAGCCUAACAGGAGAAAUGUGGGGUGACUUUAUGUGUAUGCACAAUGAACAGACGUAAAGGUGUUCCAAGGACCCACUGCCAGACUGAUUUGGGCUGAAGAAAGCUCCGAGGCCCUGGCUGGGAGUUCCAGGUGAGCAGAUCCCCAUGACUGACUGCAUCCAGGCACCCGAAGAGCCUCCUCAGCCCCUUCUCUUCCCAACACUGCCGACGCUGGUUUGCUCCUGUACAGUGGCCCCGCUUGCUGAUCAUGAACUGGUUCCCUGGAGCACACAGGCACUGCCGUAGCUUGAGGCUAAUUACAUUAUUUGACUAUUGUAAUACUAUAAUACAUUUUUUGCUGUGUAUGUUGUAUUUAUCUGUGUUCAUGUUAUAUUCUGCGGCAACUGUAUCUAUAGAGCACAGGCAGCUUUAUCCAAAAGAAGGGUGCAAAGGGAAAGGAAGUGGAGAAAUUUAUGUUGCUUUGGGUAAUUUGGGGGCAGAAAUGUGAAAUAAGUGCUAAGUGAUGCCUAAUAAAUGACAUAGUACUUUUGUGUAAACUCCUCAGCUAUGUUAUUUCCCAAGUUUGUGCCUUCUUGCUCCCAGUCUUGAGCCCUUUUUUGUAUAUGAAAUGUAAGGAAUGCACUGCUACAUAGUUUAUCACACCUUGACACUUUAACUUGCAAAGGUUGUAAAGAGCAUGAAAAUACCGCAGGUGCCAGAAGGCACCUGCAACAUAUCAGCUUUUACUGCCACUGUCACUUGAGCCAGGGUGUGAGCUGGGCCGUGGCUGCUGGCUCUGAGCAGCUGCCUGCCUCCCCACGGCUUUCCAAGCGAGCAGAAGUUGCACUAAAUCCGUGUGAAGGUGUUCAGCUGACACCUGUCCUGAGCAGAGGUGUCACAGCCCUGCCCGGUGCAGCCUGACCUGCUCACCAAAGCUCCUCCGCCCGCUCCGUGUCCUGCCCUCCUGCCUCCCACCUGAGCUGUGUUCAGAGCAACUGCUGAGUAGGAAUUGGAAAUCAAUGCAGGGAUGAAUUCUCACUGUGGAUGUGAGGGAAAAAUUGAUUUUUGAAGGGUUUUUGACAGGGCUGCCUUUCAGGGUCAGGACAUACAUGCAAAGAGCACCAUGGAUACCUUGAAUUUUCUCUUACUGUCAGUUUCAAACCUCCCCAUCAACACCUGUUCUAUUACAGUUCCAAUACAGCAUCCUGUAUUCUAUUCUUUCUUUUAUUUUCUUUCUUUCUUUCUUUCUUUCUUUCUUUCUUUCUUUCUUUCUUUCUUUCUUUCUUUCUUUCUUUCUUUCUUUCUUUCUUUCUUUCUUUCUUUCUUUCUUUCUUUCUUUUCUCUCUUUCUUUCUCUUUCUUUCUCUUUCUUUCUCUCCUUUCUUUCCUUUCUUUCCUUUCUUUCAUGGAGUAAGUAUUAUGAUCCUUUCUUCAAGUUCUCUGUCUCUAAGGAAGGUAGUCAGAGAUGCUUCCUACCAGCUAUAACGUCCUUCUGGGAACACUUACUGGUCUCACCAAAAGGCUUUCAGAUCAGGGAUUCAGCAAAGGAUGAGUAGGAAGAUUGAAUCAAGAAAAUGCUUUGACUUGGGCUUUGGAAGAAUGCACAGAAUGUAACCCUGCCAUGACAAGUAGAAAUAUUUAUUUCCUGCUAAAGCAGAGAGACCAUCUAGCUAUAAUACAGCCAGAAAGCUGUAACGUGCUUGUUGUUCUUCUGCUAUGUCAGUCUCUCCUUAACUGCAGCAGUUCAUUCAUAUUUCUGUUAUGACCAGAACAAUGUGAGCAGAAGGGACAUAGCCAAUUUAACAGGCAUCUCAAAAAAUCAUCAAAAUAAAUAUCGGUACAUGGAGCUGGCAAUCAGUGACACAUAAAACAAUCACUACUUAAUGUGCCGGACUCUGAUUGAUACACUACAGCUCAAAAGCCAGGGAAAAACUAACCCUGGUUGCAAGUACUGUGGACUGCUUUUUAUUUUUAAUAUAACAUCAGCAGCUCAUAGCAGCUGGGGUUUGUGAUGUACGACAAAAAUCACCUAAACCACAACUCACACAUUUUAAAAAUUCAUGUGAGUGACUGCAAACACUUGUACAAAUAUGUGCCAGGCACUCUACUACCAUUAAUGUUUCAUUCCUGCUUAAAAACAUUUGAAUUUCUAAAGAAGCAGCUGCAGUGGUGUCAGGCAGAAGAAACCCAGCCUAGCAGUGGCUCACCAGCCUCAGAUUUUUAAUCUGUACUGCCAAGGCCUGCAGAAACACGGCCCCUCUUGAACCUGUCCAAAGCUGUGCUCACUCUGUCACUUGAGCAGCAGCACUGUGACAAACAGGGUGACAUUUACGGGUGGCCUCACACCUGCUGCAGGGUGCUCUGAAAGCAAAGGCCUGGGGAGGCAAAAGCCAUCAACAUCUUGUUAACACAUCACUCUGGGAUUUACUUAAGCCAAGCCUUGCAGCAAAGGGACCAGCAGCAACUCAGCAAGGCCGGCCCUGUUCCUGGCCCUUUUCUGUCGUGGCACUUCAGUGUUAAAUGUCAGGAUAAAGAACUAAGAAAAUAUCUAUUUUGUAACCAAAUGAUGCAAUUUUUGUAUUCUUUUAGGCAGCACUUGCCACUGGAGAGUGAUGCUUUAUGUCCAUGAUUCUCUGACUUGCUAUAGAAUUAUUUUAAGAAGAAAAUAAAAAAGCAUUCAGAUGUGCCAAAAAUGUGUGGUUAACUGAAGUGUAAUUAGCUCUGAAAGUUCUUUUGUAACCUGCCUAAUGUUACAAUCAAUUUCAAGAACUGUGGGUACAAUGCAGUAGUUUUUACCUCCAGAAAAUUUUAAUAUAAAGUGAAGACCCUUUAAAAAUGGCAAUGCAGACUGGUGUGAACUGAUGUAUUUUAUUAUUAGAUUCUCAUUGUGAUGUAAGUUUAAAUAAAUUGUUGGGUUAUGGAAGAUUGUAA